GAGCACUUUUAGAGAAAAAACUCGCUCAUCGUUUACAAAAAAUGCAAAGAAAUGACCUGAAGAGAGAAGGAUCAGAAGGAAGCAUGUUUGUUUUCAAAGGACAAGAUGAUACAGCUUAUUUUCCAAAGGUAAGAAAGAUGAGUCAUACUGCCAUUGACCAGGUAAUACAGCAAAAAAACCAAGGACCACAAGGAAACCAUGAAGCAAGGCAGCAGGGAGCACGAGGAAACCACAGAUCACGAGAAAAUCAUGAGACAAAGGGACAGCAGAGACCCCAAAGAAGUCACAAAUCACAAGGAAGCCUUGGAUCGAAAGAGUACCGGGGAUCCCAAGGAGACCAAAGAAUAACCCAUGUACCAAAAGGACACCAAGGACCUAAAGGCCACCAGGAACCACUAGGGUCACAGUGCUACCAUGAGCCACAAGGACACCUGGAAGAAGAAGGGGAAAUUCACCGCUGUCAAAGCUAUACCAACAUUUAUGUCGAAAAAUUCACUUCAUUGCAUCCAUUACAAGACUCUCAGACAGCCACAACAGAACCAAAGGAAGAUAAAGCAACAACUAAAACAUCGAGCCCUUUAAGUGGCAGAGGAGUGAAGAGUAGUUCACUUCAUGCUUCAAUUAUUUCUGAUAAACCAAAUGUCCUCAGGCAGUCUCUGGAGGGUACUGAGAAACAAGAGGUAACACGUGCUAAUUUGAGUACAAAAAAGACCAAGAGAACAAGUUUCAGCUGUGAUACAGCUCAGAGAGAUGAGAAAAUCAUCCCUUCUCAUGAUUCAUCAUAUGAACAACAGAACUAUUAUGAAGAUUACUGUCAACAAAAAGUAACUUCUGAAGAGCUGACUGAUAUAAUCCGUAAUGUCAUGACAUGGAUUGUGGCUGCGGUGACCAGCAUAUUAUACCCAGUCAUCACAAAAUACGAAGAAAGGGUGAAAAGUAGCAUGUACCCAAUGUCUGCUGACUCCUCCCUCUCUUCAGAGAGUUCCAGUUGCUGUAGCACAUGCAGUGAAAUGUUUACAUAUAAAACAACAAAGACAGUUCAGGCAGAGCCUGGUGUAAAGGGCGCUGAUAGGUCAAUGGAGCGAACACCCAGCCACACCUUUAAAACCAUCUUCUGCCUAUGCAGAAAGAACAGUUGUAGGAAAAACUCAUCAUGGAAAAGGUAAAAACAUUACUUCUGGAACUCAAUAUUAUGACAUCUGUGAACAUCACAGGCCCCAAACCUGUGAAUCUGAUAGUCACCUUUUUGUAUCAGUUGAAACUGUCACAGUGAAAACCAAGGAUGCUUCCACAGAGACAGAUGCCAUAGAAUUUCUGCUGUCUUCUGAUGAAAAAGCAAAAACUCUCAGUGAGAUGCAUAAGCUCAAACAUGAUUUUGAUAACUUUAAAUGUUGCCUAAAAGAAGAAACUGAGUUGAUUUUAGAGAAUAUUUUUCAAGAACUGGUAUCUUAUUUAACCCAUGCCAUAUCCACUCUUUCCUCAACAACGGCUGAAGUUUUAGUUGACCAAACUGAAACUGACAAAGGAAACUUUCUCUCCAAUUUUGAUAUUUCUCCAGCAGCUUCUGAAAUUGUGGAAAAUUUGCUGGAGAAACUGCAGUCUGCGGUUGAAAAAAAAUGUAGUGAUGUGUUUUCCCAGGAAGAUGUCUCGGUCCACUUUAAAUCAGACUUAGCAGCCAGUGGAGAACAGUUCAUUUUCCCUAAAGAACAACCUUCAGAAGCUUCACUGCCUUUUACUGUAGAGAACAUUAGUGAGGUUGCAGAGGAUAUGGUUCAUGUGAUUUUAGAAAAGCUGGUAGCUCUUAUGUCUUUGAAGCAAAACGAGCUUGGGCAUCUCGAAAUUACAUCUGGACUUUCUCAUCAGGAAUACAGGAAAGAGCCAACACAUACAGUAUUUGAAAAAGCCAGCAAAAUGAAAUCUAGUGCUGAACCCGAUGCAGCUAAUUUUAUUGACAAGGAAGUCAUACAAAAUUUAGUGUCAAAUAUUUUGUCCCAGUCCUCUGUGGUUGGUUACAUAAAGGAAGCAAUCAGCAUUGUACUAGGUUACAUACAAACUGGACUUAAUAAUGAAAGGCUUAUUGCAACCCAAGAAACGGUAGUCAUUCUUCAGCUACUUGACCAUAUCUUGACUCAGCUACAUCAGAAACCAGUAAAAACAUAUGCCCAGAGGAGUAGAUGCCACAGACUGAGCAGUCCUUCUAGCACUGAGGGUGAAAGUAGAUUUACCAGCACUAGAAGAGUUGAUGGUUCGAAACACGGACAACCGUUUCCACCUAUCAAUGUUCCUGGAAUGGUUAUUUACUCCGAAGACGAAAAUGAGGAAAUAAACAAAAUCGUGGAGAAUGUACUGAUUUUAUCUGUCAAUGAUGAAAAAACACAAUUACAAGGACAAGUUCCUGAUCACUGGUCAACAAGAGGAAAUGCUGGUCUCAACUCUAAAAGAAUUGUCAACUCACCUACAAGAUCUGCUUGUCAAGGCAAAAUAGCAUUUCAUGAUUGUGAGUUAAAGACUGACAUUCCAACAUUCAACAAUAAAAAUCUUUUUAAGGAUAAGCCAUAUUUAAAUAAAGACAU
Molecule: messenger RNA, 2573 nt
Organism: Tupaia belangeri chinensis (Chinese tree shrew)
Lineage: Eukaryota; Metazoa; Chordata; Mammalia; Scandentia; Tupaiidae
Product: fibrous sheath-interacting protein 2-like
Exons: 9
Coding region: 42-1166 (374 amino acids)
Cellular component (GO): mitochondrion
Source: RefSeq, a predicted model, not a curated record